Molecule: messenger RNA, 904 nt
Organism: Schistocerca nitens (vagrant locust)
Lineage: Eukaryota; Metazoa; Arthropoda; Insecta; Orthoptera; Acrididae
Product: cuticle protein 21
Exons: 3
Coding region: 17-565 (182 amino acids)
Cellular component (GO): extracellular matrix
Source: RefSeq, a predicted model, not a curated record
CAACAAACUCAUCGACAUGGCCUGCAAGCUGAUCGUCCUCGCCGCCUUCGUGGCCGUGGCCCGUGCCGGCUACCUGGGAGCCCCUGCGGUGGUCGCCCCCGGCGCUCCUCUGGCUGCCCGCGCCUACGCCGCCCCCGUGGCGUACGCCGCCCCCACUCUCCGUGCUGCCCCCGUGGCCUAUGCCGCCCCUGCCCUGCGCGCCGCCCCCCUUGCCGUCGCCCCCGCCGUGAGGGCCGCCCCCGUCGCCGUCGCCGCCCCCGCCGCAGUGGCCGCCGAGUACGACCCCAACCCCCAGUACAGCUACGCCUACAAUGUGCAGGACGCCCUCACCGGUGACUCCAAGACCCAGCAGGAGAGCCGCAACGGUGACGUCGUCCAGGGCAGCUACAGCCUGGUCGAGCCCGACGGUUCCAUCCGCACCGUCGACUACACCGCCGACCCCGUCAACGGCUUCAACGCCGUCGUGCACAAGGAGGCCGGCGCCCACCCCGCCCCCGUCGUCGCCAAGGUGGCCGCCCCCGUCGCAUACGCCGCCCCCGCCUACGGCAAGGCUAUCCUGGGCUAAACUGCAAUAGGAGUUCAACCGAAGAUGACUCAGAGGGGAAAGAAUCUGUCCUAGCCCACUGUCUGAAGUUUACAACUGGCAUUCGAAAACUGUGGCUACAGACAAAACCUGUAUACACAGCUUUCGUUCGAGCUAUCUAGCGAAGAGGCCUGUACACAAUUCAAACUCGGCUUCUUCGCAAUAUCAGUUCGUUUAUGUCCAGUUGUUGAUCCUGUCUGCACAUUCCUCCACUCCUUAUUGACUGUUUCCAUCAGUUUCGUCGACAACAUCAAUAGUUAUCUUCCACAUACCUAGCCACUAUUUAUUGCAUGCAAAUACAUUUUGUACAGAAUAUUUAAG